Vicia villosa (hairy vetch) is the source of this 5207-nucleotide messenger RNA. RefSeq names its product mogroside IE synthase-like. NCBI's taxonomy places the organism in Eukaryota, Viridiplantae, Streptophyta, Magnoliopsida, Fabales, Fabaceae. The coding region runs from base 159 to 1541 and encodes 460 amino acids. The transcript has 2 exons. Gene Ontology annotation, molecular function: UDP-glycosyltransferase activity. The record is from RefSeq and is a predicted model, not a curated record.
AAAAAAAUCUAAAAGUGAGAGAAAGAUUCUGAGUUGUUCAAGAUGUUCAAAAGAUGCUCUUACUAAAUAAAGUAAGAGAAAGGUGAAAUACAAAUUUUGCAUUAGAAUUCUAUAAAGAGUGAACUAAGAAAUCACCACACAAUACAGAAAACUAAGAAAUGGAGAAAGAAACCAAAACCAAAACCCCUCACUGUUUAGUAAUUCCAUAUCCAACACAAGGCCACAUAAACCCAAUGCUUCAAUUCUCAAAACGUUUACUCCAAAAAGGAACAAAAAUCACACUAGUAAACACCAUAUCCAAUUCCAAAACCAUCUCAACCAUAAACCUCAACAAGUCCUUCCAAUUCGAAACCAUCUCAGAUGGUUUCGAUCACGGAGGACUUACCUCCGCGAAAAACAUCGAGACUUACAUCGAUACCUUUCGUCGAACUGGAUCACAGACUCUUGAUCAACUUCUUCACAAGUUAGCAUCAACAGACAAUCCUGUUGAUUGUGUUAUUCAUGAUGCUUUCUUGCCUUGGAUUGUUGAUGUUGCUAAGAAGUUUCAACUACCUGUUGCUGUUUUUCUAACUCAGGCUUGUUGUGUUAAUAGUAUAAACUUUCAUGCUUUUAAGAGAUGGUUGGAUUUACCUUUGUUGGAGACAGAAAUUGUGUUGCCUGGAUUGCCUAAGCUUGAUGCUUCUGAUUUGCCUUCUUUUUUGUAUCAAUAUGGAACUCAUCCAGGAUAUUUUGAUCUUCUUACAAACCAGUUUUCAAUGAUUGACCAAGCUGAUUGGGUUCUUGCCAACACUUUCUAUGAAUUGGAGCAAGAGGUAGUGGAAUGGUUGAUGAAGAUUUGGCCAUUAAAGACUAUAGGACCAUGUGUUCCAUCUAUGUUUUUAGAUAAAAGGCUCAAAGAUGAUAAUGAAUAUGGAGGUAGCAUCUUCACUACAAAUUCUGAAUCUUGCAUCAAAUGGUUAGAUACAAAACCAAAAGGUUCAGUUGUGUAUGUAUCUUUUGGAAGCAGGGCUAGUCUCAGUGAGGACCAAAUUCAUGAGCUAGCUUGUGGUUUGAAAAAUUGCGGAAGAUAUUUCAUAUGGAUUGUUAGAGAAACUGAGAAGGGUAAGCUUCCAAAAGGUUUCUUGGAGUUAUCAGAGAAAGGUUUAAUAGUGACAUGGUGUCAACAACUAGAAGUGUUGGAACAUGAAGCUGUUGGAUGUUUUGUGACACAUUGUGGUUGGAAUUCAACAUUGGAAGCAUUGAGUUUAGGAGUUCCUGUUAUUGCUAUGCCAAUAUGGACAGAUCAAAUUACAAACGCGAAGUUUUUUGUUGAUGUAUGGAAAAUUGGAGUCAAAGGUGUUGCGGAUGAGAAAGGGAUAGUUAGAAGAGAAACACUUGAGGAUUGUAUAAAGGAAAUGAUGGAGACUGAAAAGGGAAAUGAAAUGAAGAAGAAUGCUAUGAAAUGGAAGAGUGCGGCUAGGAAUUGUGUUGACGAAGGUGGAAGUUCGGAUGAAAAUAUUGCAGAUUUUGUGAAAGAAUUGACUCUAAGAGGGAGGGUUUAAUUGCUUGUAAAAUCAGUGUGUUGCUUCAAAAUAUGAUCUGCUAUGUCAUACUGUAUAACGCCUAUACUUCAAAUGGAAGGUGUCUAUCAUGUCAAACACGACACGACACAGAUACUUUUUUUUUCUGGUUUACGGCGUGCAUUCGGUUUUAUGCGAUUAUGCUCUUCUGCGCUUUAGUGUUUCAGCUACUGCAUAAUUCUGCGCUGCUGUUGCAUUUUCUUGUUUUGACAAAUUUUUACUGACCCUCUGGCCUUUGUCACAAUUAAGUAUUGAUUUAUACGGCAAUGUGUUAUUUCUUUUGUGCUUGUUCUCGUGCAAUGCCUUGCUUAUUUUCUACACGAAACAGUUGUGAAUUUUUACUGAAUGAAUUUAUCAUCCUAGUACUUCAUACCUGUUUCUUACCGGCACAUAUCCCCGACUCUUCGAGGUCCUUUCGAGGAUCUGUUUUCGGCAGAUUUAUUAAAAGUCUUUGAGGAACGUGCCCGGCCAAAGGGGAACAGACCUUUCAAAUAUCCUUUUCAUUCCUCUGAGUAAAACUCUGUUGGCAGAUUUUGCUUAGUCGUUGGUAUGAGGCUGCUCCACUAAUAUGAAGUGGUGUUUGACCCCAAGAUCUUGAAAAUAUCAUUCAGAUUUUAUCUGUGAAUUGUGUAUUCUUGUUCCUAAUGACGGAUUGUGGAAUCUCAUAUGUUGCUAGGAAAUUCUUCAAUAAGAAUUUCUGAAUAUUGGUUGUGGUUACUUUAGCUAAGGUUUCAGCUUCAAUCUACUUGGUGAUGUAAUCCAGAACCACAGUCUUUUCAAUCUUCUAAUAGCAGGCUUCAGAACUUGCUAGUGCCUUGCAAAUGAAUUAUAUUGGGUUCUAAUUGGUGUCUACCUUCGUAACUAGGACAAUACUCAAUGUUCAGUGAAAACAACUGAGAUAUUGUCCUAUCUAGACAUGCGUUGAAAUCUGCGUUGUUGGCAUCUAGAAGGUCCUAUCUAGAAGAAUUGAAUUUUUUUAGCUUCUCCCUCAGAUGGAGGGCAGUCGCAUCCAGGUUUUCUCUAGAGGUUUUUAUGGUAGUGAGACGGUCCUUCCAAGUCUGCAUAGAUAAUCACUCACUCUUCAUGAUUGUGGUGAUAUUCUAUCUUCAGGUCAACUGGAAAAGCAAAGGUGUCAAGGGUUUCUACAUAAUAUCUCACCUUAAUGGGUUGUUCUGGCUUCUGGGUUAUCUCUAGAUUACAAUUCUCUCUUCUUAUAUACCCAUCAAAUCUGUAAUCCUUCUCUUCAUGGUUCCUUUGAAUGGUAUCCUCGGAUGUAGUAACCCACUAACCCUCCAGUGAUAGAAGUAAUGAAAUGAUAUCCCUAGGUAACAGAUGCUACAAAUAUUCUUGUCUUACUCAUUUUCUUCACUACCAUCUUUGCCUUUGUUUAGGCCCUCAAUGGUUUAAAUUGUUAUUCUCUGACUGAUGAUCAAAUUUGGUGUCCACGUGCUCAAUGUGCUUGUCAAGGUCUCUAGACCCAUCACAAAUCUUCAAAUUAGGUCCCAUCUCACGAGAUUUAGGAAUCCCGUAUUCAGUCAUGUGUUUGGUGAAUGAAUUGUUUCGAUGGGGUGAAAGUGUGAUGGUUGCCACCGUGCUCAUGUUCCCUUUAGAGGAUUGAUAGAAAGAUUUCGUGGGACAUCACUCCUUAGGUGGUGUGUGAUUAUCUCCGCCUCUAUAAUCACAAGGAGAAUUAUGUCCAUGGGGAUUACGAAGAUGCUUUUCUAGAAACUAUCACACUCUUUGGUUGCGACGCAACAUCGACAAGAGCGCCCCUCUAGAAUGGUCAUAUAUGUCAACACCUCUAGUUGAGUUGCGAUAUGAGAAGUGGUAUUCUCAAUAUAUUGAGGAUUCUCGUAUUAAGGAGGUUAAUGUUUUGUUGUUAUACCAAUUUAUUGAUGUUCGUCAUGAGUUCGUUAGCACCAUGGAUCCUUGCGGAUUGGAGUUUUUGAAUGUUGUGUGAUAGUUCUAGUCUAGAGGAUUGGAAAGAUAGUGGAGGAGGAAGUUGAGACAAAGGAUGAAAUAAAAAUUGUCUUUGGCACAACAAAAAGAAUGAUCCUUUGAAAAUUGUGGAGGUUUGAAUAAUUUUAAUUUAAAACAAAAUUAUUUGUAAAAUUAGAGUUUGAAAAUAAUUUUAGUAAAUAUGCAUGAAAAAUCAAAGGAAAGAAUGAUAUUGGAAAAUAAAAGGGUUAAGAAGAAUUUUUUCACAAACCUCCUUAUACAAGAAAAAUUUUCAGUCUAAUUUCUAACCAAACAACUAUUAAGGCUUAUAGAGGUUAGUCUCCAAACCCAACAGAGUCUUUGCAUUGGCUAAUUUCGAACAAUGACGAAUUUUUCAGUAGGUUAUCCUUCAAACCGAAUCAGGGUUUUACAAGACUAACCACAAAUCAAAUCGAGAUUUAUACCAAGAUGAUCUCGAACCUAAUGAUCUAUUACACCAGGCUGAACUCAAAAACCAAGAGAGAUUUUAAUCGAAAUGAUCUCGAGAUAGAGCUUUUUAAUGGGAUGCGCUUAAGAACCGUUGUGGAGUUUUUCACUAGCUGAUCUUCAUGAACAAAAAAAAUAGUUUUUUCUUCAAUGGAGAAAUUCACUAACCAAGCAGAGACUUUCUAAGACAAGCCCCUAAUACAAGCAAAGGCUUUUAAUUGGUUUAACUCAUAACCGAAAUAUUAACUUCCUAUGGAAGAAUUAUUUACACGAGGAAAUUACACUCUUCGUAAAUUUACAAUUUUUCCAUCACCUAAAAUAAAUAUCUUUAUUUAGACACAAGAACACUCUUGAAGUAAUAUUGCUAAAAUAUGUGAGAAAAUAUGAAAUAUUUAGAGAGGUGAUGGGAUAUAUGAACUACAAGGGUUUUUCUAAUUUUCUGGAUGUUUAAAAGUGAUAUAGAAGCACUUUAUUUAUGAACAACCCUACACCCUUUGCUCCCAAGGCAUACGUGAUGGUUCUUAACGGGGAAUAUAGUGCAAGUUACAUAGAGUCAAGGGGCACCACACUAAAAAUUUCUACCACCUCAAAAAGGAAAUCAAGAGACUAAUACAUGAGGUACACCUCAUUAAAUGCGUGAAGGGUGACUCCUUCUAUUUGUCACAUAAGUCUAACUCACGAGGGUGACAUGACGCUGGAAGCCCCAGGCUCAACAAAGAAAAGGAGGCGUCUCAAAGAGAAGGGAAUAAAGCUACACAAUAUACUCUCAACACCAUAGAAGAAGGAUUCUCCAGAUGCGGGGAAACUAGCUCGGCUCGAAGAAGGUCCCCUCGCCUUAUUCCAAGUGUAGAAAACCUCCAUAAAGUUGAGAUUAAAGAAAAUAUCUAAACACCAAAAACCACAAUCGCCUUCUUGAGGAAAGAUGCAGUAGGAAUCCACCCUUAUAAUGAUGACCCCAUGGUCAUUAGCAUCAAGCGCGAAGACUAAGAAAUUAAAAGAGUUCCCAUUGACCAAGGAAGUUCCACAAACAUAUUAUACUGUAAAACAUUUGAAAGACUUCGCCUCAGCCCAAAAGAUUUGAAGCCUCUUAGAGGACCGUUGUCGGAUUCUCUAGAGAACUGGUACUAGUAAAGGAAUAUAUCAUCUUGAGGAUCACUUUUUGAAAAGAAGACUAGACCGAGAUAAACGUUAGAUAUUUGGUUAUUUACGCCCUUCUUUGUAUAA